Molecule: messenger RNA, 1333 nt
Organism: Argiope bruennichi
Lineage: Eukaryota; Metazoa; Arthropoda; Arachnida; Araneae; Araneidae
Product: KH domain-containing, RNA-binding, signal transduction-associated protein 3-like
Exons: 9
Coding region: 47-1102 (351 amino acids)
Biological process (GO): regulation of alternative mRNA splicing, via spliceosome
Cellular component (GO): nucleus
Molecular function (GO): mRNA binding
Source: RefSeq, a predicted model, not a curated record
GGUGUAAAAAAGUUGAAAUCUUUUUGGCUUGGCGUUCUGGAUCGAAAUGGCGUCUCAUGACUCAAGCGCCAAAGGAAAUAAUGAUUACGUUAAUCAGUUGGUUAAAGAGCAAGAAUCUUUAAACCCGCAACUUACUCAUGCAUAUAAGCUUUUGCAACAAGAAAUUGAUCGUGUUCGCAAUGAAUCAGGAGAUGAUUCCCAAAGAAGGGAUAAUCAAAUUGUUGUGCACACUGGAAAGCAGAUACGUUUGAAAGUUAAGGUUCACAUUCCAGUUGAUGAACAUCCUAAUUUCAACUUUGUUGGCAAGUUGUUAGGCCCAAAAGGUAGUUCUCUGCAGCAACUGCAAGAAGCUACGCAAACUAGAAUGGCCAUUCUGGGCCGUGGAUCUAUGCGAGAUAAACGGAAGGAAGAGGAAUUAAGAAAUCAAGGGGAUCCUAAAUAUGCUCAUUUGAAUGAAGAUUUGCAUGUUGAAGUGUCGGCUUAUGCUCCACCAGCAGAGGCCUACAGAAGAAUAUCACUUGCCUUUGCAGAACUACAACGCUUCCUUGUACCAGAUAAUGCUAACCCCUUCAACCAGGGGCAGGAUUAUUAUGAUGAAAUGCGACCACCUCAGUUCAUGAAUGAUGGUAAACCAAAGCCACCUUUCCCUGGCGAAGGACCUCCACAUAUGGCACCUAGAGGUGGUCCACCCCAUCCUCCAAGACCUAUGGGUCCUCCUAUGAUGCAAGGCCGAGAGCCUCCCAGACGUACUGGUAUGGUGCAGAGUACAUAUGCAACCCCAGAAGCUGAUGAAUGGGCAGCACCACGUCCUACACCUCCUAGGCGUGGUGGUUACAAUUCUGCUACUCCUCCUGCACGAGCAGCUAGACCUUAUGAAGAACCAGUAAGCGAGUACAAUAAUUAUGGAGAUGGCUAUGGAGACUACAAUUCUGGAAAUGCAGCAUCUUAUUAUGAUUAUACUGCUGAUCCAGAACCCAGUUAUGCUGAUGGAUAUGGGGAAGAUAACCGUGGACCAAUGAGAAAUGCAGGCGGAGCCAGGGGGCGAAGCAAUGCCAGGGCUCAGAGCCAUCCUUAUGCAGGUGCCACUCGACGUGGCUAUUAAAUCUUCAUACCCUUACAUUUUGUUUUUACCAUCAUAGUACUGUUCAUGGAUCAUAAUUGGAAGUCAGUAGUUUCACUGUAAGACAAUGGUCUAAAUCUGAUCAAGCAUUUUUUCUGUGGACGCAUGAAUUCCAAAACAACCAAACUGACUUGUUUAUUUCAUGUUGCUUUAAGCUGUCAUUUUAACAUCAAUUAUAAAUAAAGUGAAUUUCAAAAAAAAAGUGAAAAGAUA